This is a messenger RNA of Oryzias melastigma (Indian medaka), 1210 nucleotides long. RefSeq names its product claudin 15a (gene cldn15a). NCBI's taxonomy places the organism in Eukaryota, Metazoa, Chordata, Actinopteri, Beloniformes, Adrianichthyidae. The transcript has 5 exons. The coding region runs from base 198 to 866 and encodes 222 amino acids. Gene Ontology annotation, cellular component: plasma membrane; bicellular tight junction. The record is from RefSeq and is a predicted model, not a curated record. Gene Ontology annotation, molecular function: structural molecule activity. Gene Ontology annotation, biological process: cell adhesion; bicellular tight junction assembly.
CUAGACAAAGCAUAGGGGGAGGAGAGACUGAGACUCAUAUAAAUCAUUAUACAUAACUAUUGAACUAAACACACCUCGCUAGUGGUACAACACACACUCGGAGGAUCCGAUGAUCUGACCUUAACAGGAAAGAUAUAUCACCACCAGUUAGACCAUCUAAUAGACCUGGAUCUACUUUUUUGGGACAUCGAGGGGUCAUGGAUCCGAUCGUGGAAGUAGUGGCUCUGAUUUUAGGCUUCGUCGGGUGGGUGAUGGUGGGAGUCGCUCUCCCCAACCGUUACUGGAAGGUCUCCACCGUGGACGGGAAUGUCAUCACCACCUCCACCAUCUACGAGAACCUGUGGAUGUCCUGCGCCACGGAUUCCACCGGGGUGCACAACUGCAGGGAGUUCCCGUCGCUGCUGGCUCUAAAUGGUUACAUCCAAGCUUCUCGCGCUUUGAUGAUCGUGUCCAUAGUAAUGGGCACCUUCGGUCUGGUGGGGGCCCUCAUAGGAAUCCAGUGCUCCAAAGCAGGAGGGGAGAACUAUCUCCUCAAAGGGAGGAUUGCAGGCGCUGCCGGAGUCUUCUUUAUACUUCAAGGUUUGUGCACCAUGGUGUCGGUGUCCUGGUAUGCCUUCAACAUCACGCAGGAUUUCUUUGACCCUUUCUAUCCGGGGAUAAGGUAUGAAAUCGGGGAAGGACUUUACAUCGGCUGGUGCUCCGGAGUGCUCGCCAUCGCCGGGGGAGUCUGCCUCACGUGUUCCUGCAAAGUGGCGAGAGAGGAAAAAUACAAUUUGCCGUAUCAAGCCAGAGGAACGGUUUACUCCGGAGCAGCACCGACCAGAAGUGUAGUCGCCAGCACUUAUGGACGAAACGCUUACGUCUAAACAACAGAGUGGGACAUUUUCAUCAUCCGUUUUUCUCUUGUUGUUCCUGAUGGAUGUUGUGGGUUCAAAUUGGAACUUUUGGUCCAUGACACAGCUGGAAAGUACCAAGCACAACUGCAGGCGUUUGACUUCAAUACGAGGAUGUCCUUUUGUAAACAUUGUACAAAGCCCCCUACUUUUACUGAAUAAAUGUUUUCAUUUUUUGUUAAUUAUUUGAUCAUCUGAGUUGAAAUGACCAGAAGUAUGAACAAGGUCAAAAUGAUUCAAAUGUUAGUUUUGUGUGUUUUUUGUACAGUUUUGUAAAGUUCUUUAAGCACAAUAAACGGGAGUUUUUUUGUGUUAAA